Closterium sp. NIES-67 is the source of this 1510-nucleotide messenger RNA. Lineage: Eukaryota; Viridiplantae; Streptophyta; Zygnematophyceae; Desmidiales; Closteriaceae. The record is from the annotation of a GenBank genome assembly.
AGCGUACAAUUCUUCAGUGAUGACUGUUGCACAUGUCCUCGAAUCAAAUCCCUUCAUCAGCCAAUGUCCCUCAAGACAUUUUCUGAAAUUUCCGUUAGUGGCAUCCCUCCGUCUGCUGAGUUCAGUCCUCGAGAAAAGCUCUACUACCUUCAUAGCCCGAAAUCACGGACCUCGUAUCCCCGCUAUGGACGGCACCGGUGGCGGCCAUCGCGACGGCAAGCAACCGGCAACAAGUGAAGGCGAAAACGCCGGCAGGGCGGAGGACGGCGCGGAGGGCCGAGCGGAAGGCGGUGCUCCCGCUGGUGCUGGAGGUCCUCGUCCACAAAAUAAUACGCUAACGAUUAGCGGCUUGAUAGAGGGCGACCUGUUGGUCAUGGCUGCAGCAGACAGCGCUGACGACGGUAGUGAAAGCGGUUGCAGCGGCGGUGAGAUUGGUGUGUGGGUGGAGGCGCUGAUGCACUGCCCCCACGUGCUCGCCCCCGACGCCUCGCUGCUCCCCCCGGACUCUGUUCCGCCCUUCGACUCGCUCUGCCAUAGCUGCAAGGACGGGUCGGAGAACUGGGUGUGUCUGUCGUGUGGCGUGGUGGCGUGUGGGCGGUACGUGGGGGGGCACAUGCUGCAGCACAUCACCGAGACAGGACACCCCGUGGCUGCUGGCUUCAGAGACCUCUCGGUGUGGUGCUUCCGCUGCGAUUCAUACCUGGACGCCAUUCGUAUCCCUGCCCUAGAACCCCUCUUCGCCGCCCUGCACGUCGCCAAGUUCGGCCAGCCGCCUGCCAAGCCAUCCUCAUAACUGUCAACUGUCACACACACACACACACGAGUCAGACUCUCACACACAGUCCCAAUCUCAGGGAGUGCCCACGCCUGCCUGAUCGAGACUGGAUAAUAUCUAUCGGAACUACUUACAGAAAUGCUCAAGUACGAAUUUAUCACAACACUCCCCUUCAUUUUUGGAAGUCCGAUAGUGUCACUUCUUGAUAAUUCAGCAGAGCUCGUGGCAAUACUGGAACUUCUGACGUGUCAGCUUCUUGGUGAGAAAAUCUGCAGCCAUUUCAUUGGUCGAGUAGUAGACCAAUUGCAGUAUCCCCUUUUCAAAUUCAUCCUUGACGAAGAAGUAUCGUAGCGAAAUGUGUUUUGUCCUGUUGGCAAAGCCCGGUUUGUGCGCAAUUCUGAUCGCACUUUGGUUGUCGCAUUGCAGGGUGAACUGUGUACUUGUCGUCAAUUUCGCUUUCUCUAGUAGCUGUUGUAGAUACAGACCUUCGCGAGUAGCUGUGCAAGCAGCUAUAAACUCGGCUUCAGCAGAUGAUAGAGCUAUGUGCUCAUGAUAGUCCAGAUAGGUUCGAGGAGAUAGGUUUGUAGAAUUCCAAGAGAUACCGUAAUCCCCCGGAUAUAAUACCCGCCGGAAUAGUCACUCCAUGGGUGGUUAAUACGGGGGGGAGCUUAUGAUAUGGUGCAUUUUUUAGAGUACCCGCUUUUCAGGUGACGAAUUUUACAUAACGCCCCCCUA